Messenger RNA from Pungitius pungitius (ninespine stickleback), 1862 nucleotides. Its product is annotated as zinc finger protein 239-like. The record is from RefSeq and is a predicted model, not a curated record. Lineage: Eukaryota; Metazoa; Chordata; Actinopteri; Perciformes; Gasterosteidae. The coding region runs from base 816 to 1688 and encodes 290 amino acids. The transcript has 4 exons.
GCAUCCGCCGGAAACGCGUCACCGUGGCCACGGUUAUUUUGUUCCCGCUUUGCGAGGAACCGUUAGCGCGAAUUAGCUUCCUUCGCUAGCCGCGCGUGCAGCUAACCGCAACGGCGCCGCAGCUCGAAACAAAUCCGUACCACCUUUUCGCGUUUAAAGGGGGUCUGCAACGACAAUGGCGAGCCGCCACUCUUUCCACUUCUCCUCCGUUUUAGAGACGAUGUCCAGGUCCGCCCUGAGUCGGGUCUGCGACCUGGUGGCCGAAGAAGUGGCCGAGCUCCAGGCUCGGCUUGACUCGACUGACGCUCGCCAAUUCCGCCCUGGUAGAGAAAGUCAAAAGUCUGGAGUGUGAGCUGAAGGUUGCCAGGAGCGAGUUGCCCGUGUCUGUGUCGCCCUCCAUAGAAGGGGUGUUUGAAUCUGUGGAGAGGCGGAGAUCCAGACGACAUGGAGAGACGCUCACCUCCACCACGGUCAGAAGAUGUUGUCCCCUUAAGUAAUGCACUGCAAUGGUUAUGCUGUCUAAAGCAUGUUCUUUAAGUUGCGUCACAGCAAGGGUUUCAUCCAGCAAUGCUUUUUAUUAUCACGUUUUUUUUUCUCAUAGAUUUCUAUGUCAUCAAAAUUGAUAAAUGCUACUCUUACGAGAAAAAAAAUCCAGCAAAAAAUAACCAUCCCAAAGCCCAACAUGAUGUUUUCAAAUUGCAGGUUUUGUGCAACCACCAAUCAAAACUGAAAUAACUAAUAUAGAAAACAAUAAUGAAGACAGAGGCUCACAACCACCAUCUUUGAGGGACCAGGAGUUUGUUCUGCCAGUCGAGAUGAGUGUGUCUCAGAUCAAAGAGGAGAUGGAUAAUGUGGAGGAUGCUGCUGGGUGCUGCCAGCAGGAAACACUUGGCACAGAAGACCGCGAUAACGUCACGACUGAGGAACCAGAGCCACUUUCAACCGGUCACUUGGCCGCUGGCAGUACUUGCAGCCUGUCAUUGGAUCAGGACGAGGAACGGGUCGUGUGUGCAGGUGGUAUUGAAGAAUCGACAGCUCGGCUGGUAUGGAUCGCUGACACAGAGCGGGCCUUCAGCAUUUACACCAUUCCAAAUGAAGAUCAUUAUGACGAGGACGAUGCUGUACAAUUUGUUGAAGAAAGUCAACAAGCGCCAACACUGUCGCAUGCCGCACGUGGGCCCCGACACAACAAAAAGGACACGGCUCGGGGUUCCCUUGAGGACUUUAAUGUGCUUAAUGUGGAACCCUCGCCGGACCCAAACAAAGAAAAGUUGACAUGUCAAUUCUGUGGUGUAACCUUCUUCCACAAGCGCACUCUAAACCAACACAUGAAGUACCACAAGUCACUGUUUUGCGAAGUUUGCCAGCAACAAUUCUCUCAAAAGUACAAGUUAAAGUCUCACCGUUGCGCAGGCGGAAUUUCCUCUCAGAGAUUUGGAAAAUCCUGUCCGCUGUGCAGGAAGAUUUUUAAAAACUCGUCAGGUCUGAGGCUUCACUCUGUUGUCCACACCGGGGAGAGAUCACAUAGGUGCGGCGUAUGUGGAAAAGGGUUUACCCAGAAAGGCAACCUGAAUUGUCACCUCAGUCUCCAUACAGGAGAGAAACCAUUUCACUGUGGUAAAUGUGGGAAGAGAUUCACGCAAAAGGUCCACCUCAACCACCAUUUAAUGUUGUACGGGCAUGGUUAGAUCCUGUAGCUAGUCAGGCAAAGGCUUCAGUUAAAUGCAAUGUCACGUGCUACUUCUCACACUGGUGUUAGGACAGUUAAUGUUAUGUUUCUCAAGACUUGUAGUCUGCACGGUUAUGACAUGUUUUAGUUCCCUUAUCUGUCCUUACAAUAAAACACAUGUUUUUUGAUUCAA